Molecule: messenger RNA, 2133 nt
Organism: Malassezia sympodialis ATCC 42132
Lineage: Eukaryota; Fungi; Basidiomycota; Malasseziomycetes; Malasseziales; Malasseziaceae
Exons: 2
Coding region: 1-2133 (710 amino acids)
Cellular component (GO): SBF transcription complex; MBF transcription complex
Molecular function (GO): transcription regulator activity; protein binding; DNA binding
Source: RefSeq, a predicted model, not a curated record
AUGGAGCGCCCGCGUCGCGCGGCGGCGUGGCUUGGCGCGGCGCUGCGCCACGAGAUGCCGUCCGUGCCGGAGGGCCAGAUCUUCAAGGCCACCUACUCGGGUGUGCCCGUGUACGAGUGCAUCAUCAAGGAUGUGGCGGUCAUGCGGCGGCGCAGCGACGCGUGGCUGAACGCGACGCAGAUCCUCAAGGUCGUCGGCCUCGACAAGUCGCAGCGCACGCGCGUGCUUGAGAAGGAAGUGCAGAAGGGCAUCCACGAGAAGGUGCAGGGUGGCUACGGCAAGUACCAGGGCACGUGGAUCCCGAUGGAGGUCGCCAUCGAGCUGGCGGAGCACUACCGGAUCCGCGAGCUGCUCGAGCCGAUCAUCUCGUUCGUGCCGUCCGACCGCUCGCCGCCGCCCGCGCCGAAGCACGCGAUCGCGUCGUCCGGCCGCCUCAAGAAGAUGGGAGACGCCGAGCUCCCGCGCGCGCGCGCCUCCAGCGACGACAGCAGCGAGAUCCUCGGCGGCGAGCACGACCGUGGCUCCGAGGGCAGCAUCAGCCCGUCGCCCAGCGACGUGAGCAGCUCGAGCCGCACGCCGAGCCCGAUCGGCCCAAGCAUGGUCAAGCAUGAUGCGUACGCGGCCGCAGGCUACGCGGACCCCCGCCACGGCGCCAUGUACACGCCGGGCGCGCGUCUCGCGCCGCCGUACGUGCCGUACCGCGAUGCCUACGCGGCGGUGCCGCCGGCGCCACACGUCCCUGCCCACGCCCCGACAUACGAGGAGAUGGAGCCGCAGGCGCGCUACGCGGAGAUCAUCCUGGACUACUUCAUCAGCGAGACGACGACGAUCCCGCCGUUGCUCGUUAGUCCCCCGCCGGACUUUGACCCGAACAUGAGCAUCGACGAGGACGAACACACGGCGCUGCACUGGGCGUGCGCGAUGGGCCGCAUCCGCGUUGUCAAGCUGCUGCUGACCGCCGGCGCUGAUGUGUUCCGCGUCAACAGCAACGGGCAGACCGCGCUGAUGCGCGCAGCCAUGUUCAGCAACAACUACGACCUGCGCAAGUUCCCCGAGCUGUUCGAGCUGCUGCACCGCAGCAUCCUGAACAUUGACCGGAACGACCGCACCGUGUUCCACCACGUCGUCGACCUCGCACUGAGCCGCGGCAAGCCGCACGCGAGCCGCUACUACCUCGAGACCAUGGUGCUCCGCCUCGCCGACUAUGGCGAGCAGCUCGCUGACAUUCUCAACUUCCAGGACGACGAGGGCGAGACACCGCUCACGAUGGCGGCGCGCGCACGCUCCAAGCGCCUCGUGCGCCUGCUGCUGGAGCAUGGCGCGGACCCAAAGAUCCGCAACAAGGAGGGCAAGAACGCCGAGGACUAUAUCGUCGAGGACGAGCGCUUCCGCGCGAGUCCGCUGCGCCCCGGCAGCGCGCCGGCGCCCGGCCCCAGCGCCGCGCCCCACUCGUCCGAGGCUGGACAGCGCGCGGCAGGCCGCUCCGUCGGCCUCGUGUCGACGCUGCUGCAUGACCUGGCGGACAGCUACGACACGGAGCUGUCCGUGCUCGAGCGGAAGCUCACGCACGCCCAGUCGCUGCUCGUGCAGAUCCAGAGCGAGAUUGCCGACAGCUCGCGCGCCGAGGCGUCGCUGCACGCGGACGGCGCUCUCGCCGACGAGACCGCCUCGCUGGCGGAGCUCGAGGACCGAUACGUGCUCGCGCGGCGCGCACACAGCGGCGCCGAGGCCGCGCGUGACUGGGACGCCGUGCAGGCACGCGUCAGUGCGGCGCGGCCGGACGGGCGCCUCGGCGAUGCGCCGCACGCUGACGCAGCGACACAGGCCCUCGUCGCCGCACCGGGCGCACCGAUGCGCGAGGAGCUCGCGCAGCUGCUCGCGCGCGCGCGCGCCGCGGCCGAUCGCCUCGCAGAGCAACAUACCCAGCACCGCGCGACGGUGCGCGACGAGGGCGCUGAUCGCACCAUGACCAUGUACCGCCGGCUCAUUGCUGCCGGCUGCGGCGGCAUCUCGACUAGCGAGGUCGAUGCCGUGGUCGGCGUGCUCCGUGACCUGCUCGUCGAGGGCGAGGGGCCCCGCGCCCCGCCGGGCCCCGCGGCUCCGACCGAGGCGCCGGCGCCCGUCCCUGUGUAG